UUCCUCCGGCGCUUUCUUCAUCGCCGAUCACGCUUCCUGUCGGCAUCUCCUUUCAUGUCUAAACCUGCAUACCACGCCAACGGUUUGUUCUCCUCGUCUGAUCACGUGGCCGUUGGGAUUCGAGCCGCGGCACCUCAUAAGCACGCUCGGUGGCGCCGAUCUGCUCGUGCCGACAAUAGCCGCCGUCUCUUUAUCGGCUCAGUCAUAGUGGUGCUCUCCCUCGUGCUGCUUGUAACUGUCUUAGUGUAUUGUUACAUCUCCGGUGUUAAUAAUGGUAAAGAAUUAAGUAGUCAUCACUGGGAGGAUGAUGAUUCAAACAAUGACCGAGAUUUUCUUCUGAAUGUGACACGGACAGAAACUAAUAAGGUUCAGUUUGGCCUUGGUUCUGGAACUCAUGGUCGGGAUUCAAGGUAUUGGGAUAAGGAUGAUAGGAGAAGGGAUGAAGAUUACAAUGAGGAUGUAGUGAAUGUUAGGAAUAAGAACGAGGAGACUUUUCAUGUUGGGGGUUCAGAUGGGAGAGGUGUUGGGUUAUACAAUGAAGCUGGGCGCCGUGAAAUUGAAAAGUAUGAAGCUGAAUAUGUGGCAUCUUUGAAGAAUGUGAGACAAUCUCAGAAGGAAAAUGGCAAUGAGAAUCAGUUGUCUGACAAAAAGGGUUUUGGAAUAAAUGAUGAAGAGAAUGACAUUGGUGAUCAGGAUGGUGAUGGUAUUGAUGCUGAAGAUUUGCAAAUGGAAGAAUAUGAUGACUCUGGGCAUGGAAAGGGCCACUUGGAUGAGGCAAAAUCUCAUGACACAGAUGGUAAAGAGUCUUCUAGUUUCUUUUACUCUAGAACCGAGGAUCAGAAAGCCAUUAAGGAAGCUGAGGGAGCCUCUGAUUCAUUGGGAGAGGCCUCAUCUUUCAAUUCCAGAGAUGUUGAUGUUGUUGCAGACUCUACGAAACAUUCAAGAAGCUCAUCCUCCAGUUCAAGAAGAAAAAGGAGGAGACGCAAAUUUUCUGGUUCCUCCUGUGAGAUGAAGUUGUUAAAUUCUACUGCACAGCUUGUAGAGCCUUUAGAAAGUCGAAAGUUUGCAAGAUUUUCCUUGCACUACACAGAUAUGGAGGAGAAACCUGAAGGAGAAGAACCAUGGGAGCCUAGAUUUGCUGGCCAUCAGAGUUUACAAGCAAGAGAGGAAUCUUUUUUGGCACAUGACCAAAACGUAAACUGUGGAUUUGUUAAAGGUCCUAAAGGAUCCUCUAGCACUGGGUUUGACUUGGCAGAAGAUGAUGUGAAUUAUAUGAGUAGGUGUCACAUUGCUGUGAUCUCAUGCAUUUUUGGGAAUUCAGAUCGUUUGAGGGUUCCUGGCGGUAAAACGGUAUGGGAUAAUCUUUUUUAUGAGAACAAAAAACUAAUUAUUAGUUAUUUUUUGAGAGACAUGGUGCGGGCUGGGCUUCCACCAUGCCUUCCCACCAUGCCUGUCACCUACUUGCUGAAAGCACAAGUGGAAUGGCUGAUCAUUCCUUCUAUGAAGUUUCUAAGACCUCACUAAUCAGCCUUCAUUAUCAAAGUAGGCAAGCUUCUCAUUUGUUGAGACAAUUGCAUUCAGUCACAUUUUACCAUUAUGGGCCUGACAAGUUCAAGAGUAUGAUAUUGGAUGUUAGUGCAAUUUUUGUUUCACUUCAUAAUACUAUUUAUUUCACAGAGGACUCAAUGAAUGAAUACCUGUCAGAGAGGCAUGAUGAUUUGUCACCCUCUUUAUGAUUCUUCAUUUUCAGGGUGCAAACUUUAAUGCUUUACCUUAGAGCUUAGCCGUUGUACAUGUGAUAUUUAUUGUGUGUCUAAUAGUGGAGCUAAUAAGUGAAAUAGCUUAAAAUAGUCUACUAACGUGUGGCAUUUUAGAUGCCAAUUCUUUUUUCUUUCUCUCCUUUUUUUUUAUGCUAUAUAAUUUUAAAUUGUUCCUGAAAAAUGUUUAAGACUUGAAAUUGCAAAUGGUAGCUAAUUCUUAAUUUUUUCUUAUUUUAGGUUACUCGUUUAUCGAAGAAAAAUGUUUGCUUUGUCAUGUUCAUUGAUGAGAUGACUUUGCAAACUCUUUCUUCUGAAGGUCAAUUGCCCGAUAGAUCUGGUUUUAUUGGUCUGUGGAAGAUAGUAGUUGUUAAAAAUCUUCCAUAUACUGAUAUGCGGAGAGUGGGCAAAAUACCAAAAUUGUUACCACAUCGACUUUUUCCUUCUGCCAGGUGCAAAUUAGAAUAACCAAAAGAUACUAUAAGAUAACUGUUUAUUUUAAAGUGUUGCUAUUUCACUUAUUAAGUUUUAUCAAUUCCUUUUAUUCUAUGUAAUGGUUGAUGUUGUUCUUUGGUCUCUACAACUAAUCUGCUGACUUAAAAGAGGUGUCAAACUCUUUUUUAGGGUUUCCAUAUGGUCCAUGAACACAUAUACAGCUUGCUUCAGUGGUUGUUGGUGCAUACCCACUAGCUAGUAUAUGCUUAGGCUCUGUCAGAUUU
Rubroshorea leprosula is the source of this 2476-nucleotide messenger RNA. The record is from the annotation of a GenBank genome assembly. Lineage: Eukaryota; Viridiplantae; Streptophyta; Magnoliopsida; Malvales; Dipterocarpaceae.